Molecule: messenger RNA, 1676 nt
Organism: Topomyia yanbarensis
Lineage: Eukaryota; Metazoa; Arthropoda; Insecta; Diptera; Culicidae
Product: zinc finger protein 391-like
Exons: 3
Coding region: 161-1495 (444 amino acids)
Biological process (GO): regulation of DNA-templated transcription
Cellular component (GO): nucleus
Molecular function (GO): DNA-binding transcription factor activity, RNA polymerase II-specific; RNA polymerase II cis-regulatory region sequence-specific DNA binding; zinc ion binding
Source: RefSeq, a predicted model, not a curated record
GCCGAAAAAAAACAAUAUUCCGGUUCACUUAUUCUAGAUUUUGUAAUAAUUAUUAUAUAUUAUAACAAUUAUUGUAAUUUAUUAAUUAUACGACGGCUUGUAAAUUAGACAUCACAUCAGGUCAAGGAUUUGUCCGUUUGUUCAAAAUUUAUUUACCGGGAUGGAGAUGACAUCUGUUAUGGCUAUGCUCAAACGCUGUCGGUGCUGUUUGUUGGAAGAAAGCGACAUGUUCUAUGUGUUUGAGAUCUUGCACGGAUUUGACCGGACCAUAUCCGAGUUAAUUGCAAGCUGCAGUGGGAUAGCGAUUGCCGAGAAUGAUUUCUUCUCAAAGAACAUUUGUGGUCAGUGUCUUAACGAUUUAACCAGUGCUGUUCGUUUCCGGAAUCGCUGUCUCCAAACGGAAACUAUUCUAAAAAAUACUAAGCUUGAAGGCUCUGUGGGACAUGUGUUAACCGAGAGUGCCUCUCACAAUCGUAUAAUAAAAUCCGAGGCGCAGAAAGAUCCGAACGGACAUGCAUUCGAUCAACAGAAAAUUAUCCCGAUCGACCAUGUGCCUUGCGAUCACAGUCGUGUUAAACAGGAAAUGGCCAUACAAUGUUUACAUGAACGGGAGGAAUUAAAGAACAUGGAUACGGUUGAUCUGAAUAGGAUAAAGACUGAAAGUGUACCAGACGAUCAGGCAUCGACAGAUUUGUCUUCAUCAAAGAGCGAUCCAGCUGCAAUAGUUCAUCAAGUUCCUGUUACGAUUAUUCAAAAUCAAGAAGUACUGCCUCUCGCAGUGACGAUAGAAGAGGAGGAAGAACCGGUGGACGUCAGUGCCGACCGUCCGCAUAAAUGUGAUGUAUGUGGUAAAGGUUUCCAAAAGUCGAACAAUCUUACGCAGCACAAGCGCAUUCACACUGGCGAGCGGCCGCAUAUUUGCGAAAUAUGUGGCAAAGGAUUUAUUGAGAAUGUUCAUCUCAAACGGCACAAGCGUUCGCAUACCAGAGAACGGCGUCACGAAUGUGACGUUUGCGGUAAAAUGUUUAUUGAAGGUAAUCAUCUAUCACAACACCGUCAACGCCACUUCGGAGACCGACCUUACCGGUGCCAUGUAUGUGGUAAGGGUUACGUCGCGAAUAGUCACCUAACGCAGCAUAUGCGGGUUCACACGCACGAGCGACCGCACAAGUGUGAAAUCUGUGCCAAGGAUUUUCUUACCAGUAGCCACUUGACGCAGCACAAGUUGGUGCAUUUCGGGGACAGGUCACACCGGUGCGAUGUCUGCGGGAAAGAUUUUCUGAAAACCAACGAUUUAACGAAACACAAGCGUAUUCAUUCGGUGGAUAAGCCACACACGUGCGAGGUUUGCGGUAAAGGAUUCAACGAGAACAGUAACCUCAUACAGCACAGGCGUAUCCAUACUGGUGAGCGACCUCACAAGUGCGAUCUGUGUGGCAAGGGGUUCAUUCGAAGCAAUCACUUGUCGCAGCACAUACUGACGCAUCAUAAGUAAGUAACUGCUUAGUGUUGUUAUGUUUGGAUUAGUGUAACUAAUGAGGGGAUUGGGAAGUCGUCGGUUCGACUUUGCACCUAUAAAAUUCUCGAAUUGCGUUUGAGAAAGUGCUGAUCUCGGAAAUGAUUUUGAAUUAAGUUUAAUGUGCGCCGAGAAAUAAUAAUAAAUAAUAUCAGAUACA